CAAACUGAGGUGCAACAACAUCAACUAACCCCCACUGAACAGCGCGACUGUGAUCUCAUUGGUCAGCUCAUACACUCCUACUUCCAGAUUGUUCGUAAAAAUAUCCUCGAUACGGUGCCCAAGGCUAUUAUGAACUUUUUGGUGAACUACGUGAAGGACAACCUGCAAUCAGAGUUAGUGAGCAAGUUAUACAAGAGCGAGGAGUGUGACGAACUCCUGAAGGAGAGCGAACAUGUUGCCCAACGGCGACGGGAGGCGGCUGAAAUGCUCAAGCUACCGGCUUUCGGUAUUGCCAUCGUCAAAUUCCGACGACUGCGUCGAACUAAUAAUGAUGAUGAUGUAAAAAUUCGCAAGUGA
Dibothriocephalus latus is the source of this 357-nucleotide messenger RNA. NCBI's taxonomy places the organism in Eukaryota, Metazoa, Platyhelminthes, Cestoda, Diphyllobothriidea, Diphyllobothriidae. The record is from the annotation of a GenBank genome assembly.